This is a messenger RNA of Poecile atricapillus (Black-capped chickadee), 1549 nucleotides long. It is a transcript of the gene HOXB4, whose product is annotated as homeobox B4. Gene Ontology annotation, cellular component: nucleus. Gene Ontology annotation, biological process: anterior/posterior pattern specification; regulation of transcription by RNA polymerase II; embryonic skeletal system morphogenesis. Lineage: Eukaryota; Metazoa; Chordata; Aves; Passeriformes; Paridae. The transcript is spliced from 2 exons. Bases 10 to 1143 code for a protein of 377 amino acids. Gene Ontology annotation, molecular function: RNA polymerase II cis-regulatory region sequence-specific DNA binding; DNA-binding transcription factor activity, RNA polymerase II-specific. The record is from RefSeq and is a predicted model, not a curated record.
AAGAAAUUAAUGGCCAUGAGCUCAUUUUUGAUCAACUCCAACUAUGUGGACCCCAAGUUCCCACCCUGCGAGGAAUAUUCCCACAGCGAUUACCUCCCCAACCACUCGCCGGAAUAUUACCAGAGGCACCGCCACGACUCUUUCCAGCACGAAUCCAACUCGUACGAGCCGCGAUCCUCGUGCAAGGAGCAGAUUUACUGUCCCGCCUCCGGGAUGUCCCCGCGGGGUCACAUCCACGGCGGGCCCGGCCAGCGGAGCCCCGGCUCGCCCCCAUCCUGCAGCCAAAAUCCGGGAGAGCCCCGAGAGGAGCCCGUGGUUUACCCCUGGAUGAAAAAAGUCCACGUGAGCACGGUGAACCCCAAUUUCUGCGGCGGGGAGCCCAAGCGCUCGCGCACGGCCUACACCCGGCAGCAGGUGCUGGAGCUGGAGAAGGAAUUCCACUACAGCCGCUACCUGACGCGCCGGCGCCGCGUGGAGAUCGCGCACGCCCUGGGCCUGGCCGAGCGCCAGAUCAAGAUCUGGUUCCAGAACCGCCGCAUGAAGUGGAAAAAGGAUCACAAGUUACCCAACACCAAGAGCCGCGCUGGAUCCGCCCCCGGAUCCCUGCAGAUCCCGCAGGGAGGAGCCCAGAAUCAGAUCCCGCAAGGAGGAUCCCAAAAUCAGAUCCCGCAAGGAGGAUCCCAAAGGCAAAUCCCACCGGGAGGAUCCCAAGUGCAAAUCCCACCGGGAGGAGCCCAUAAUCAGAUCCCAGCAGGAGGAUCCCAAAAUCAGAUCCCACCAGGUGGAUCCCAAAGGCAAAUCCCACUGGGAGGAGCCCAAAAUCAAAUCCCAGCAGGAGGAUCCCAAGCGAGGAUCCCACCAGGAGGAUCCCAAAAUCAAAUCCCACCAAGGGGAUCCCAAAAUCAAAUCCCACUGGGAGGAUCCCAAAAUCAGAUCCCAGCAGGAGGAUCCCAAGUGCAAAUCCCACCGGGAGGAUCCCAAAGGCAGAUCCCAGCAGGAGGAUGCCAAUCUCAGAUCCCACCGGGAGGAUCCCAAGCGCAGAUGGCGCCGGGAGGAUCCCAAAAUCAGAUCCCACAAAGAGGAUCCCAAACGCAGAUCCCACCAGGAGGAUCCCAGAUGCAGAUCACGCAAGGGGGAUCCUAAACGCAAAUCCCGCAAGGAGGAUCCCAGACUCGAUCCCACCUGGAGGAUCCCCGACACAAAUCCUACCAGGAGUAUCCCACACUUGAUCACACAAAGAGGAUCUGAAACUCGAUCCCACCAGGAGGAUCCCAAACUUGAUCUCACCAUGAGGAUCCCAAACUCGAUCUUACCAGGAGGAUCCCAAACUUGAUCUUACCAGCAGGAUCCCAAACUCGAUCUUACCAGGAGGAUCCCAAACUCGGUCUCACCAGGAGGAUCCCAAACUCGAUCUUACCAGGAGGAUCCUAAGUACAAACCCUACAAAGAGGAUCCCAAACACAAACUCUGCAAGGAAGAUCCCAAACUCGAUCCCACCAGGAGGAUCCCAGACUCGAUCCCACAAAGAGGAUCCCAAACACAAAUCCUG